AUAUUAUAUUGUCAUGCAAACUCUCCUCUGGAAUUGAAAGAAAUUCACCAAAAAAGAAAAGAAAAAAAGGAAAAAAAACCCCGGAAAUUGAGAUUGUUUAAGUUUUGAUCAGGGCAAUCGGGGCAAACAUAAGAAUUUUGUUGGGAAUUCAUCAAUGGCGUCUCUGCGAUACAAAUAUUUGAAAUGGCUUCCACAAUCAAAGGUAUCUUCUUAAUGAUGCGCGAAAAUAUCGGGUGUUAGAUAAAAAGUAAUACCUGGAUUGACUCUUGUCCAUAAAGUGGCAGCCUAUCAUUAAAAAGAAGUAACAAAGGAAAUAACGUGGACAGUACAGAGAGUUGCCAAGAUUGUGAAAAUGGAAUGUAAUAAAGAUGAGGCCCUUAAGGCGAAAGAGGUUGCAGAGUUGAAGGCUGGACAGAUUGAUUUCCCUGGGGCUAAAAGGUUUGCUUUAAAGGCCCAAAACUUGUAUCCGGAGCUUGAUGGUAUUUCUCAAUUUUUAGCCACUCUUGAUGUCUACAUCUCUGCUGAGAAGAGAGCAAAUGGGGUGAUUGAUUGGUACAAGGUCCUCGGUGUGGAACCUUUGGCUGAUGAGGACACAAUCCGAAAACAAUACAGGAAACUGGCUCUCAUUCUUCACCCAGAUAAAAACAAAUCUGUUGGCGCAGACGGUGCUUUCAAAAUUGUAAAAGAAGCCUGGAGUUUGUUGUCGAAUAAAGCCCAGAGAAUUCUUUAUGACCAGAAGCUGAACUUCAAUUAUAUGCACGAAAGAGCUCCAGAUGGGAAUUCAUCCAUGGCAACUAAUCAGAAUGGUUUCCAUAAUUUCUCCAACUAUAAUCAUUUAAAUGCAAGGAUGAGGAGUGCUACUCAUACCAAGCCUUUUCGAACUCCUUAUCCACAGAAACCCACAUUUUGGACCGUGUGUAAUAGUUGCAAGAUGCAUUUUGAGUAUCUUAGAGCUUUUCUCAAUCACAACCUUUAUUGUCACAACUGCCAUCAGCGCUUUUUAGCGUAUGAGACACCACCCCCACCUAUAAAUGAAAAUGGUUCAUCCACUUCAUGGACAUCCUACAUUCAGCAACAGAAUUCUAGUCUGCGCAACAAGACCAAGAAUUCAUAUGCUCCGGGAAGGACACAGACUGCAACCACAAAUGUGAAAUUAGAAGGAAUAUCUGGUGUUGACACUUCAAAGAAAACUUUUCAGGCGGGUAUAUUCUUCAAGUCAAAUGUUGAAAGUGUGCAGUUACCAGCUUCCAGUGCUGGUCAAGCUGCAGGUGACGUUCAGCCAGCAUUUGGGCAAUUGAAGAGAGGGCAUGAAGAGGCAUUUCCACACAAGGAGGCCCAUAAUAGGAAAAAUCUUUCUUCUAAGAAAGCAGAUGCUGCCUUAGCUACUGGGUUUCCCAGUGUUGUUUCCAGUUCUGUGCCCAACAAAGACAGGACUAAAAAGAAAAGGCAUCUGAACAGGCAAGAGAUGGCAACUCAAGUAGGAGUGGAAACUGGAGGAGUUGCUAUUAAAAGUGUAUUUGGACCUAACAAGGGUAUUGCUCUUAUGGAAAGGUCUGAUGUAGCCGGAAAGCAUAGAAUUAAUUGCACAAGGGAGCUAUCACAGCAACAAAUGAGAAGUAUGUUGAUGGAAGUGGCUAAGAAAGAAAUUCACAAGAAGCUUAAUGUAUGGAAUGAGGCUGCUACACCAAAGACUUCAUUUAUACCAAAAACUGCAGAUAAUAACGAGGUGAAGGAGAAGGAAAAGGAAGAAGCUGCUCUGCAUGGUGUAGAAACUGACGUGACAGGAUAUAGGGUAUUUGUGGAUGCCAAGAAUGUAACGCAUGGCAAAAGGCCUUCCCCUGCCAAUUCUGGUGUUGACUCUGAUGUGGAGGAACAUAAUACAGUGUCAAUGACUGUUCCGGAUCCUGAUUUUCACGAUUUUGACAAGGAUCGCACGGAGAAGUCAUUUGGUAGCAAUCAGGUUUGGGCUGUGUACGAUGAAGACGAUGGCAUGCCUCGUUAUUAUGCUAUGGUUCACAGUGUGAUAUCUUUGAAACCAUUCAGACUUCGGAUUAGUUGGCUUAAUUCCAAAAGCAAUAGCGAACUUGCUCCACUAAAUUGGAUUGCUUGUGGUUUUCCUAAGACUAGCGGGGAACUCCGAAUAGGGAAGCAUGAAGUCUAUAGGCAUCUUCCUUCUUUCUCACACAAGGUUAGGUGGAAAAAAGGCACAAGAGGAGCAGUUCGCAUAUAUCCAGCAAAGGGAGAUGUCUGGGCUUUAUAUAGGAACUGGUCUCCUGAUUGGAAUGAACAUACCCCAGAUGAAGUGAUACACAAAUAUGACAUGGUGCAAGUGCUUGAAGAUUACAAUGAGGAGCAAGGUGUGAGCAUUGUCCCGCUGGAUAAAGUAGCUGGUUUUAAAACAGUGUUCCGCCAACAUUUGCAUCAAAGUAAAACCAGGACAAUUCCAAGAGAAGAAAUGUUUCGCUUCUCUCACCAGGUCCCUUCUGUCUUGCUCACUGGUCAUGAAGGUCCUAAUGCUCCCAAGGACUGCUUGGAGCUUGAUCCUGCAGCUACUCCUUUGGAGCUGCUUCAGGUGAAAUCAGAAGCAUGUAAGGAUGAAAUGGAGGAGAUAGGUGAAACAUGUAAUGGAGAAGAUCCACUGGGAUGGUUGAAAAGCACCAAGGAAGAGGCUCUGGUGGAGAAUGGAAAAAUAACUAUAGAAACAGGUUUGGUAGAUGAUCCUGAGAAAAAAGAUGUGGCAGACAUGAUGAAGAGGGAAGAGGUAUCCCGAGGAGCAAAGUUGCUAGUAUAUAGUCGGAGAUGUUUCAAGAAAGGAAAAAUGGAGGCUGCUAAGUGAUUGCAGCUUUAGUGGACUUGUCGUAAAUAGAAGGAAUCAACUUUUGUUUUUUGUUUUAUGUCAUUUAAUCUGUGGCACUGGAAGUAGCAAAGAUCAUUUGAGAAGAAGAAGGCUUGCAAUCUCUUCCACCCGUUGAAUUGAAAGUCCAUCCUCUUUUCCUGCAUCUUCUUUGCCAAUUAGGCAGGGCAGUUAUCAUGAGUCACAAGACUGAGGUACAGCAGUUUUUGUUCACUUUUGUUUAUGUCGAUGGAUCCACAGUUUUGUUCAAAGGCAUGCAAUGCCCUUGAGACUAGUUUCAGCUGUAUUUGUGACUUGAACCACAGUUUAGGA
This is a messenger RNA of Prunus avium (sweet cherry), 3166 nucleotides long. RefSeq lists its product as uncharacterized. NCBI's taxonomy places the organism in Eukaryota, Viridiplantae, Streptophyta, Magnoliopsida, Rosales, Rosaceae. The record is from RefSeq and is a predicted model, not a curated record.